CAUACAAUUCAAUACAAUAGUUAUGGAGAAGAAGAAUAAUAUUGAUAUAAAAACCCACUACAAGAAGCAGCAGAAAAUGGCAGCAGUAAACGCUAAAGCUUCAUCGUCUUCCUCCUUUGCCACUGAUCUAUUUGGUCCCAAAGUUUCCUCGGAAUCCUCGACCUCGUCCUCUGGCCUCUUCGAAUCUGUUUUUGGUCCUUCCUCCAUGGGAUUGGGGAGGCAGUCCACUUAUAAUGGAGUUAUGUAUAGCAAUACUACCAAAAGUGGAACUCCAGAUGGUUCAACUCAAAGAGGGAUGGAUUACAAGAUCAAAAGCUCCAUGUUUGAGGGUGAUGAAAGAGCAGAAAGACCAUGCAAUUUCAGUUCAUCAAUAUACUAUGGUGCCCAGGAAGUUUAUUCCCCAACAACCAACCACACCCCUUGCUCUCAUCAUACUUAUUUCAAGAAAGAGGAAGUAGAAGAUGAUGAAAAUGGGAACAAUUCAAACUGUGCUUCAAGAGGAAAUUGGUGGCAGGGAUCACUCUACUAUUGAUGGAUGAAACCUUAAAAGACAAUCUCACAACAGCAAGGGGCUAGACAACUAACAAUGUCUCAGUUUCUUCCUUUGUUUUCCUUUUUUUUUUUUCCUGCUUUUGAGAAUAAUAUAAGCUAGGCUAUAUACUGCAGACAUCCUUGUACUUAUCCCAUAUAUAUGUCUCAAAUAAAUGGAUUAUGUUAAAAAAGUUGCUACA
Messenger RNA from Ipomoea nil (Japanese morning glory), 731 nucleotides. RefSeq lists its product as uncharacterized. The record is from RefSeq and is a predicted model, not a curated record. The transcript has 5 exons. NCBI's taxonomy places the organism in Eukaryota, Viridiplantae, Streptophyta, Magnoliopsida, Solanales, Convolvulaceae. The coding region runs from base 23 to 532 and encodes 169 amino acids.